This is a messenger RNA of Neurospora tetraspora, 1998 nucleotides long. Its product is annotated as mate-domain-containing protein. The record is from RefSeq and is a predicted model, not a curated record. Gene Ontology annotation, cellular component: membrane. Lineage: Eukaryota; Fungi; Ascomycota; Sordariomycetes; Sordariales; Sordariaceae. The coding region runs from base 1 to 1998 and encodes 665 amino acids. Gene Ontology annotation, molecular function: xenobiotic transmembrane transporter activity; antiporter activity. Gene Ontology annotation, biological process: xenobiotic detoxification by transmembrane export across the plasma membrane. The transcript has 3 exons.
AUGUCUUCCAACCAAGCCAUACCUCCCAGGAAAAGGUCGGGGGCGGGCCUUGACUUUGCGUCUUCUUUCCGUUCUGCAUCGCCGCUGGCCCAAGAGGUGUUGGCCCGAGACUUGGCUGAGUUCUCGGAUGAUGCGGCUGACGAAGUCGACAAUGAAGCACUAUCCGUGAGCGAUGACGAGGACGAUACACCGGGUCCUACACUUUACAGACGACCCAGCGGUGUCGCAUUUGGAGCGAUUAGACCUGCCCUAGCUGGGCCCGGAGGGCUAGGAGAAGAGCCAAUCCUCACCAGAGCCGAAAGGACGCGAAGUCGUGAUGAGGAGCGAUCUCUCCUCCGAGACAACCACAUUCUUCCUCCGAAGCACGACCGUCCGCCGCAAGAGCCGACACUGUUCAGGGCUUUAUAUACCAGACUAUUCAGUACCAAGGUCCCACGAAGGAUACCGGAUGAAGAAGGGGCCGCCAGUCCUAUCCAGAUUGUCAUCGCCCCUCCCACGCCAACAGUGACUGAGACUGAGCCGUUGCUUGGCGAAAGACGUCUCCGACACCGCGGCGCCAACGGUCACGGCGGUGAGCCCUCCUCUCACGACCGCGAACAUGAACACGAGCACCUCAACGAGCAAUGGGAAGCCGCCGUCGCCGCCGGUCAAAUCAAGACAACCUGGCAGCGCGAAGCCAAGACCAUCGCCGUCUAUUCGCGCUCCCUCAUCGUUACCUUCCUGCUCCAGUAUUCCCUCAACGUCACGUCCAUCUUCGCCGUCGGCCGCCUCGGCACCCUCGAGCUCGGUGCCGUCUCCCUUGCCUCCAUGACCGCAAGCAUCACCUGCUACGCGCCCAUCCAGGGUCUCGCCACCUCGCUCGACACGCUCUGCGCCCAGGCCUACGGGAGCGGCCACAAGACGCUUGUAGGGCUGCAGCUCCAGCGCAUGGUGUAUUUCCUGCUCCUCCUGCUCAUCCCUGUGGCAGCCAUCUGGCUCAACGCGGAGCCGAUCCUGGCGGCCAUGAUCGAGAAGGACAGCGCCAAGCUGGCGGCCCAGUAUCUCCGUGUGAUUCUCCUCGGCACCCCCGCCUAUGCCAUGUUCGAGGGCGGGAAGCGGUUCGUGCAAGCCCAGGGCCUGUUCCACGCUACCACCUACGUGCUAUUGAUCGCGGCGCCGGCCAACGUGCUGCUGAACUGGCUCUUCGUGUGGAAGCUCGGGUGGGGUUUCGUCGGCGCUCCGCUGGCGGUCGCAACGACACAGAACAUGCUGCCCCUGCUCCUGUUGCUGUAUGUCUGGAAGGUUGACGGGAGGCAGGCAUGGGGAGGCUUCAAGAGGGCGGCGCUAAGGAAUUGGGGGCCCAUGGUCCGGCUGGCGCUGCCGGGCAUGGUCAUGGUGGUGGCCGAGUGGUUCGCGUUUGAGAUCCUGACGCUGGCGAGCGGGAGGAUUGGUGUCGCUCAUCUGGCGGCGCAGAGUGUGCUUGUUACUGUCACGUCCACGACGUUCCAGAUCCCGUUCCCGUUGUCGAUUGCUGGCUCGACCAGAGUUGCGAACCUGAUCGGAGCCAAGUUGGUGGAUGCUGCGAAGACGUCGGCUAGAGUGACUGUUGUCGGCGGUGUCAUUGUCGGCCUCUUCAACGUGACACUAUUGUCCGUGUUUCGGAACCAGAUCGCACUGUUGUUCACCCAAGACCCCGAAGUGAUCAAGCUGGUGGCCCAGACGCUUCCCGUUUGUGCCAUCAUGCAGCUGUUUGAUGGCAUGGCUGCCGUGUCGCACGGUCUGUUGCGGGGUAUCGGUCGCCAGGAAAUCGGCGGCUACGUGAACCUCAUAGCUUAUUAUGUGAUUGCCUUGCCCAUCUCGCUCGGCUUGGGCUUUGGCUUGGGAUGGAAUCUCGUGGGCUUAUGGAUGGGCGUUUCGUUUGGACUUUUACUGGUGUCAUUGGUUGAGUAUUGGUUUGUCUGGUAUUCUGAUUGGGAGUUGGCUGCCAGGGAGGCGGAAAACAGAAAUGCCUCCGGUUAA